Messenger RNA from Charadrius vociferus (killdeer), 1456 nucleotides. RefSeq names its product collagen alpha-1(XIX) chain-like. Bases 1 to 1053 code for a protein of 350 amino acids. The record is from RefSeq and is a predicted model, not a curated record. Lineage: Eukaryota; Metazoa; Chordata; Aves; Charadriiformes; Charadriidae. The transcript has 11 exons.
AUGAGUACCAUGUGUCAGCUAAUGGAAAUUGAUGAGAAGAAUUUGCUGAUAAAAGUAGUAGAAUCUGGGCUAGUUAGGAAAGAAAAUUGUGCCCAGUCAGACUGCGUUCCCCGUGAUCUCCUGAUGAAUUGUUUACUUGACAAAGAUCAGGAAACCUUGAAAAAUAUUGGAGAGAUCAUUUUUGAAACAAAAUCCCAUCCCUUCCAGAAAGGUGACCGUGGACCAGCUGGCACACCAGGAGUAGCAGGGACACCGGGAAAGCCGGGAUCUCCCGGGUCCCCAGGGAUGCCAGGGGAACCCGGUGAAAGAGGACCUAUAGGAGAUAUAGGCUUCCCCGGGCCAGAAGGCCCACAAGGAAAACCAGGAGUCAAUGGAAAAGAUGGAUUGCCAGGUCCUCCGGGUGCUGUGGGGAGACCAGGGGACCGAGGGCCCAAAGGAGAACGUGGAGAUCAGGGUAUUCCAGGGGACAAGGGUCCACAAGGUGAACGAGGGAGACCUGGCCCAUCAGGAGAGAAGGGGGAUGCGGGUCCUAUUGGGCCACCAGGAGACAGAGGCUAUCCAGGAUCACCAGGUCAUCAGGGUCCCCCAGGAUCACCAGGACCCCCAGGGCUUCCGGUUGAUCCAGUUUCACUUGAAGAAAUAAAAAAGUAUAUCAAACAAGAGGUUCUUAAGGUUUUUGAAGAAAGGAUGGCCCAGUUUGUAUCCCAGCUGAAGCUGCCUGCUGCGAUGCUCGCCUCCCAAGCUCAUGGAAAACCAGGGCCCCCAGGAAAAGAUGGGUUACCAGGGCCACCAGGAAAGGAUGGUUUGCCAGGGCCACCAGGAGAACGUGGAGUUCAAGGUUAUAGAGGACAGAAAGGGGAAAGAGGCGAGCCUGGAAUUGGACUGCCCGGUAACCCUGGACCACCCGGCCCUGCAGCUACUGGCCUGCCGGGCCCACCGGGGACACCAGGCUCACCCGGACCGCAGGGGCCACCCGGACCCAACGGAAGAUGCAAUCCAGCAGAUUGCUAUUACCAUAUAUCACAGACUCGGUCACGCACCAGCGGGAAAUAAAAACCCUCUCCCGUAGACACUUGGGUUCACAGUCACUUUUCACUCCUAUCAAUAAGUUGAUUUAAUCUUUGAAAUACUUGGUGCAUUUAUUAUUUUUUUCCCCUCGACACUGCAUGGUAUAUAGAUAAUUUAUAAGGCACAGAACUGAGCCUUUUUCUAUGUUAUUUGCAGUGUCAUAAUUAUGAAAUGAUGACAUAUAUUUUCCAGAGUGCAUUCCAUGUGUUAUGUUUCUCAUAUUUAUUUUGCUUAGAGGAGAAGAUAGGCCCAAAUAAUUUUCAUAAGCUUCUUUCUUCGAACAAAAAGUAUUUUAUUAUAACUUGAGACCGUAUGUAUGCCUCGGUAUAUAAGAUGGCUUUAUUUUUAUUGCUGGUGGUGAAGUUUAAGUGGAGGAAAUGCAUUUCUG